AUGCAGAACAACGUGACAGACUGUGAGGAGGGAGAAGGGGGACCCAACAGCCAGGGUGAUGGAAACCCCAAAGAGAGCAGCCCUUUCAUCAACAGCAGCGCAGCCACAGAUGUGGAAAAAACCCAGCAGUAUGAUGGCAAGAACAUGGCUCUGUUUGAGGAGGAGAUCGACACCAGUCCAAUGGUUUCCUCUUUGCUCAGCACUCUAGCCAACUACUCCAACCUCCCAACUGGAAGCAAAGAGCAUGAAGAAGCAGAAAACAAUGAGGAGGGGGCGCGUCCAUCUAAAAAGCCUGUCAAGGCACCUCAACUUGGCACGCUGAUGGGAGUGUACCUGCCAUGUAUCCAGAACAUAUUUGGGGUGAUCCUCUUUUUGCGGAUGACUUGGAUGGUCGGAAUUGGAGGCGUGUUUGGCUCUUUCAUAAUCGUCUUCAUGUGUUGCUCUACAACCAUGCUCACAGCCAUCUCCAUGAGUGCCAUUGCAACAAAUGGAGUCGUACCAGCUGGAGGCUCAUAUUACAUGAUUUCGCGGUCUCUUGGGCCUGAGUUCGGUGGGGCAGUUGGGAUUUGCUUCUACCUGGGCACCACAUUUGCUGGUGCUAUGUACAUUCUUGGCUGUAUUGAAAUUCUGCUGAUUUACAUCGUUCCUCAGGCAGCCAUCUUUAAGAUCGAAGGACUGGAAGGAGAAGAAGCAGAAUUGGCUUUGCUGAACAAUAUGAGGGUGUAUGGCACUAUUGUGUUGAGCUUCAUGGCGCUGGUGGUGUUUGUGGGGGUCAAAUAUGUUAAUAAACUGGCACUACUCUUCCUGGCCUGCGUCAUCCUCUCGAUUCUGGCUGUUUAUGCUGGAGUCAUCAAGACAGCCAUAGACGCCCCUGUCUUUCCUGUCUGCCUCUUGGGAAAUCGAACUGUUGUCUCUAAAGCAUAUGACAUCUGUGCAAAGGUUAUAGAAAUAGACAAUGAGACCAUCACCACCAAGCUGUGGAGGUCCUUCUGUGAUUCUGACUCGCUGAAUGCUACUUGUGAUGAUUACUUCAUCAACAACAACAUCACAGAGAUACAGGGCAUCCCAGGGGUCACUAGUGGUAUCUUAGCAGAGAAUCUGUUUGGAAACUAUCUUGAAAAGGGGGUGAUCCUGGAGAAGCGAGGGCUUGCAUCUAAAACAGAUCCUGAUAGUCCCACACUAAACAGUAAUCGUUACGUCCUGGCUGACAUUACAAGCUUCUUCACCCUGCUGGUGGGGAUUUACUUUCCAUCUGUAACAGGUAUUAUGGCUGGCUCCAACCGUUCUGGUGACCUGAAAGAUGCCCAGAAGUCAAUCCCGAUAGGCACAAUAGCAGCCAUCACCACCACAUCGAUUGUGUACAUGUCAUGUGUGGUGCUGUUUGGUGCUUGUAUAGAAGGAGUAGUACUUCGAGACAAGUUUGGUGAGGGGGUGAAUGGUAACUUGGUGAUUGGCACACUGGCAUGGCCGUCUCCAUGGGUCAUUGUGUUUGGUUCCUUCUUUUCCACUUGUGGAGCGGGACUUCAAAGCCUGACAGGAGCUCCACGUCUGCUUCAGGCCAUCUCAAGAGAUGGCAUCAUUCCCUUUCUUAGAGUUUUUGGACAUGGCAAAGCCAACGGGGAGCCCACUUGGGCGCUCUUACUCACGGCUGGCAUCUGUGAGAUUGGCAUCAUCAUCGCUUCCCUGGAUGCUGUCGCCCCCAUCCUCUCCAUGUUUUUCUUGAUGUGCUACAUGUUCGUCAAUCUUGCCUGUGCGCUACAGACACUCCUGAGAACCCCAAACUGGAGGCCACGAUUCAAGUUCUACCAUUGGGCUCUGUCCUUCCUGGGUAUGAGCCUGUGCUUGUCCCUGAUGUUCAUCUGCUCCUGGUAUUACGCCAUGGUCGCCAUGGGCAUUGCCACAUGCAUUUACAAAUAUAUCGAGUUCUGUGGGGCUGAGAAAGAGUGGGGUGAUGGGAUACGUGGCAUCUCGCUCAGUGCUGCCAGAUAUGCUCUGAUGAGGCUGGAGGAGGGACCACCGCAUACCAAGAACUGGAGACCUCAGAUGCUGGUUUUGGUGAGUGUGGAUGCUGAGCAGAAUGUGGAGCAACCCCGUCUGCUGUCUCUGACCAAUCAGCUGAAAGCAGGCAAAGGUUUAACCAUCGUUGGUACCUCUGUUCAAGGAACCUUCCUCGACAAUUAUAAUGAAGCCCAGAGGGCAGAUCAGUCAUUGCGGAAGUUGAUGGAGGCAGAGAAAGUUAAGGGUUUCUCUCAGGUGGUCAUCUCCUCCAAUCUUAGAGAUGGAACGUCCCACCUGGUCCAAGUUGGAGGACUGGGAGGUCUGAAGCAUAAUACCGUGAUGGUUAGCUGGCCCUUGAACUGGAAACAACCUGAGUUCUAUCAGCAAUUUAGGAAUUUUAUUGAGGUGGUUAGAGAGACAACAAUUGCGAGUUUGGCCCUUUUGGUUCCUAAAAAUAUCUCCAGUUACCCAUCCAAUGGAGAGCGCUUCACUGAAGGCCACAUAGAUGUGUGGUGGAUUGUCCAUGAUGGAGGCAUGCUGAUGCUUCUGCCAUUCCUGCUGCGCCAACAUAAGGUUUGGAGGAAGUGCAAGAUGCGCAUUUUCACUGUAGCACAAAUGGAUGACAACAGCAUUCAGAUGAAGAAAGACCUCAUCACCUUCCUCUAUCACCUGCGCAUCGAUGCGGCUGUGGAAGUGGUGGAGAUGCAUGAGGGCGACAUCUCGGCUUACACCUACGAGAAGACUCUGAUCAUGGAACAGCGAUCUCAGAUCCUUAAACAAAUGCAUCUGACCAAGAAUGAGAUGGAGAGAGAGAUCCAAAGUAUUACAGAUUCAUCUCGUGGUUCAAUCCGGCGUAAAACCCCCUCCACCUUGCAUCCCCAUCAUAGUGCAGAAGAGGGAGCCAGUGUUGCAGAAAAACCAGAGGAUGAGUCUGAGGCUGUCUCCAACCCAAAACAGGUACAGCUGAUUCAAAGUAAGGAUGCCACCACGCCCACAAGUCCCACAAGCCCCACAAGUCCCACGACACCCGCUGCCCCUCCUGCAGGAGCCGCAUCCAAGGGGAAGACACAAGCCGCCACGCCAGAGCCAAUCAAAGACCUCUUUAAUAUGAAGCCGGAAUGGGAACACUUAAACCAGGUUGAUGUGAGGCGCAUGCAUACAGCUAUGAGGUUGAAUGAGGUCAUCAUGAAGAAGUCCAAGGAGGCUAAACUUGUCCUGCUCAACAUGCCUGGACCACCGAAGAACCGAGUUGGUGAUGAAAACUACAUGGAGUUCCUUGAGGUGCUCACUGAAGGUCUCAAUCGGGUCCUCCUUGUGCGUGGUGGAGGACGUGAAGUCAUUACCAUCUACUCCUGAGGGGCUUUUGACAGCAUGUUUAACGCUGGCCUCCCUCCUCCUUUAUCAUUCCAGGAAACUCCAUCAGACUCUAUCUGCUGUAUCUGUAACCUUUAAACCUGAGAGUAGUAGAAACAAUUUUAAGUUGGUCCAAAAAAAAGUCUGUUGAAGGAAAAUGAAAGCUUGUGAGGAAAUCUUUUUUAUUUUAUUUAUUUUCUCUUUUUGUUCAAGAUUCUGCUUUCAAACAUUUCCUCCAGCGUUCCAAAGGAAUAUUCUUUUGGUCUAAUUUUUACUUAUUUUAUAUUAUUUGGUGUCAGUGUUGCGUAUUUAUUCCCCUUGUCAUUUUUGUCAAUCCUUUUUUUGUCUGUCAACAACACCAGUAAGUCCAGAACGCCCUGGAUUAAUAUAAUUCACUGUGUUAGAUAGAACCUUACUGUGUUCUUGUGUAUAUUCACACUCAGCAGGAAUACAACGGAUUUGUUGUAUUUCAGCAGCAGAAGUGACGGAGGGUCCCAUAUAGGGCCAGAAGGCCAGACUUUUCAUAGUAUAUUCUUUGUGUAGGCUAAACUGAUUUCACUUUUCGGUUCAACAGACAUCAGACACUGGUGUAUAUGUAAAGUAUAAUGCAUCACAGAUUAUACGAACAUUUAAACAUCAAAUUUGGCUCAGACAGGGAUUUUAAAUGAUGUGAUCUUCAAAUAUAUAUAUAAAUGUAUGUAUAUGUUUUAUUAUGAUUAGUGUAUGAAUACAAAUAGUUUUUUCAUCCUUUCCCUCAAUGUUUUGGUUUGAAGAUCGACAUCUCUCACUUAUUAACCAGAAUUAUGAUGAAAUAGCUUGUCCAAAGGUAACUCAUCUGCUGGUCUAAAGCUUACCAGCACACAGCUGCCUAUCUGAUGCUGACAUGAAGCUUAAAGAGGACAUAUUCAGUCUUUGGGAUGACACAUUGAUUUGAAUGUGAUAAUAAUAAAUAUUUAGCAUAUACAGAGUGUGUAAAAGUCAAUGAAUAUUGUUUUUUAUAUUUUGUGCAAUGCAUAAUCACAACUACCUAGGCAGACAGAAAUGAUGUUCCUGAUCGUUCAUUCACAUGCAUUGUCUAUUAUCAAAUAUCUGUGUAGGACAUAACAAUGUGAGGCGUUUCCAUUUUCAUUUUUCAAUUAAUGUAUCACUUAAAUUAUCUUAUGUAGAAAUAAUGCAACCAAAUGUUUUCAGAAAUUUGAUCAAUCUUCCACUUCAGCCUGAUGGACUUUUGAUUUGUUCACUGUAUGGAACCAUUUCAAUUCUGGGAUGUUUUUUGGUUUAAUCAUCUGUGUUUCUCCCUCAAUGUGUUUAUUAAUUUGAAAUCAGGGAACUGGCAAUUUCCAAACUUUUUUUCUUUGUUCUUUGGGAAAAGCUGUCAUCUUCUUUGAGAUGUUUUACAUAAAUGAUGUGACACUCUCUUGGCCCAUUAACAAAAGCAAAAGGAGCUCAAACUUUUGAA
Molecule: messenger RNA, 4810 nt
Organism: Menidia menidia (Atlantic silverside)
Lineage: Eukaryota; Metazoa; Chordata; Actinopteri; Atheriniformes; Atherinopsidae
Source: the annotation of a GenBank genome assembly